AUGUUUGAGAGUUGCCUGUUAGCGUCAAGAAAGAGCAAUCGAAGGUCAAUAUUAUCGGUGACGCUGGUAAUCACCAUUUGUUCCCUGUUGUUAAUAGGAGGAGUUUUCGGGGAAGGGCAAUCGUUGUCUACAGAAAAAGAAGUGAUCAAGGCUCGUUUUGAUUUAGAGAAUUCACCUUCAAAAAGAGAAAACAAUGAAGAUUCUGAUCCGAACGUCUCGAUUAAAUAUCAAACUACAACAGUGACUGUACGCGAGACCCAUACAGAAACUGUUUCAGUAUCAAAUAAUAAUAACAACUACGACAAUCAUCCUGUUUCUUCCGACCACAAUAAGUCUACUAAUGGUAAUCCAUCAUUGGAUACGGCUUCUUCAGAAACGAAUCUCCUUGACCCAAUUAAACUUGUAAUUUCGUUACUCUACAAAAUUGUUAUUGGUCUCUUCACACUCCUUCAUUGGAUUCUGACUCCGGUGAUAAUACUACUUAAUUUAUUGUACACGAUCUUUAUCUGGAAACCUUUUACCAUUAUUAGAUAUAUAAUUUCUCUAUUCUAUCCCAUCUACUUAUUUUGUUUCUUUGCGGCUGCAUUUGGAUUCUUUAUUGGAGGAACUGCCGGGUGUUUUUCUGAAAUAAUUGUAGGAGUUUUGACUGAUUCCUCGUCGGAAAGGUCAUCGAAAACAGCGUCAGUUCGCAACGGUAUGACCAGACAAGAACAGUCACAAUUAACUGGAGAAGGUGAAUAUAGAUACGGGAGAGGAGUAAACGAUCAAUACAUGUCAUACUUCGAACAAGAACAAUUGAGACGACAAGUCAAAGCUAAAAGGAGGGCUGCAGCAUUAGCGAAUUUAAGAGCGAGAAAUGGCGGAAAACUUCCAGAAGAUCUUUAUGAACGUCUUGCUGCCGCAAGUUCAUCUCAAUUGCAUUUACGCGCGUUACAACAGCGAAUAGAGGAGGAGAGACAAUUGAGACAAUCGAGACCAGCGAGUGUUAUUAGUAAUUAUAGUGAUGCUAGUGGACGUAAUACUCCGUCUAGAUUCACUCCAAUGCAACAACGUGCCUACGCGAGUUCGGUGGAUGGAAUGAGAGAUUUGGAUAGUUAG
Molecule: messenger RNA, 1098 nt
Organism: Ambispora gerdemannii
Lineage: Eukaryota; Fungi; Glomeromycota; Glomeromycetes; Archaeosporales; Ambisporaceae
Source: the annotation of a GenBank genome assembly